Messenger RNA from Aspergillus mulundensis, 1617 nucleotides. RefSeq lists its product as uncharacterized. Lineage: Eukaryota; Fungi; Ascomycota; Eurotiomycetes; Eurotiales; Aspergillaceae. The transcript has a single exon. Bases 1 to 1617 code for a protein of 538 amino acids. The record is from RefSeq and is a predicted model, not a curated record.
AUGCCACGCCGCCCCAAAAGAGGACGACGCCCCAUCCCAAGAACACCCAUCAUCAAGGGUAUCUGGAAAGGCGCGCUUCCCGAGCAUAGACCCGAUCCAAAUCGCGGGCCUGCUCCUGACCUGGCCAACCUCGGCCAGUACACUUCUGACCAGCUAAUAACGUACAUGGAAAAGUUCCCCAACCACGCUGUGUAUAUCUUCGAAUGGGCAACCGAGCCAGGCAACAUCGGGGCCCAGUGGCUGAACCUCUGGCCAUUCCAGACCCCGGCCGACGUGGCCAACUGGCAUUUAAACACCUUCGGGGCGAACACCCUUAACCCUCAGACACCAGGCGCUACAGACACCAUCGUUAGAAAUGCUGCGGCUCAUCCGCGGCCGCUUGACACCCUUGUCAAACGAGACGCUCUCCAUGCUCUGCACGCGCUGCAUGCCGUCAAUCACUGGGACCCCAGUGGGUAUGCAGCGACAGGGAGCAGUUUCCUCAAAACAGCCCUCCAGGCGAACCUCGACAUCACGGAUCCAAACAGACGGGGUUAUCUCGUUUACAACUACAUUCUGUACAAGACCCAAACCAACCGCGCUUUUGCCCAGGCCUUUCCGAUCGACCAACGUCUCACAGACACCCCGGUGGUCCUGAACCACCUCGACGUCGCCAUCCAGGAUGGGCCGUACGACGCCUUCUCAAAGUGGUGGAAGGCCCUCGACGAGGCCCCAGGAGCUGCCCUUCCACACCUCGUCCUCGGAGGCCCGGCCGCUGUCCUGGACCCAACAAGCCACGAGGCCCUCUGCAAGAAGACGACCGUCCUCGACGCAGAGCAUAUGCACCAGCACAACCAGUUGAAUCUCGCGAGCCUCCCCAAUGCCUGGCACCACGCCGUCUGGAACCCCAAUAACAAGGAGUUCAUGGACUUCAUCCAAAGAGAGCAGCCGCCUCUCCCGAUGCCCGGCGUAGGGCCAGCCCGAAUCAACCAAGUCAGCGGCAACGUCGGGUGGGGACGCCCGGUGGAAUACGCGCACGAAAAUAAGAAAGUCGGCGCCUUCAAGACCCUGGUCCGGCUGGGCGCCAACAUAGACGCCUGGGUCGAGGCCGAACUCGACAACAACUGGCCGCAGAAUGACGACAAAGCCCUCGAGCCGGACGACUUCUUUGCUGCCGGGCUGCGUGGCUACCGCAAUAUCAACCCGCCCAAUGGCACAGCGAACGGGACCCUCCUGCACCGCGUUGUCACCCGCCUCCACAACCAGGUGACUGAUCCCAUCUUCACCUCGCUCCACCCGCGCGAUAUGGCGUCAAGGCGGAAAAGACUCACCCACGACGCUGUCCAGAUGAUCUACUAUAUCCGCCGCGGGAAUCAGCACGGGCAGCCGAAUCUGGCGACGACGGAUAUCAACGGGCGCACGGCGUGGGCCCUUGCGAGACACCAUGCGAUCUUGGGCCUUGAUGACGCGCUGACGGCCACUGCGACUAUAGUCACGGCGGUUGAUGGGAGCCAUACUGCCGCUAACCUUCUGCAGGCGGCUGCGCAGGGGCCGGCCCCGGCCCCCAGUGCUAAUAUUGAUGAUCCAACUAUUGUCCCUGGGCAUCGGUAUCCGAUAAGGCGCACGAGGAGGAGGUAG